Molecule: messenger RNA, 1546 nt
Organism: Zeugodacus cucurbitae (melon fly)
Lineage: Eukaryota; Metazoa; Arthropoda; Insecta; Diptera; Tephritidae
Gene: Osi11
Exons: 1
Coding region: 256-1191 (311 amino acids)
Source: RefSeq, a predicted model, not a curated record
GGCACACAGGCGCCGCUGAUCAGUUGCAUUUCGCUGAAAGUUUGGAGAGGCUGCUAAUAAGUUGGAUAUUCUUUGUUGCAAAUAAAGAAGUUGAAGUGUAAAAUAUAUAUAUAGUUUCGAUAUCACUCCUUUCAUUGCAACAGCCGCGGCAAGGAUAUGUGGUAGAAGGAAUCACCACGACAAACCAGUAAUAAUUGGAUUAAUUGCUUUGCCGAAGCAGAUCAUCCUGUGGACAUCAAACAGUACCUCAUCGCCAUGGACAUUAGUUUUAGGCUAUUGAUCGCAGUCAUCUUGAUCGCACUAUGUCAGAAAGCAACCGCGCUGGAAUUGUCUGAACCGCAGAACAGCAGCAACAAUAAUGAAGCUCGUAGCUCACUGCUUGACAAUGGGCUCACACGUACAUUGAAACAUAUUUACGGGAUCUGCGGUGAUCGCGAUGACCUUUUUUGGUGCUUCAAGGUGCAGGCAACGCGCAUGUUAGGGCGCGCCUUGAAAGUGCAAAACCUAAAUAUCUUAGAAGGAGUCGCUAUUAUCAAGAAGGUGGACAACGAGACACGGACAGGCCGAGCGAACGCAAAUGUCGAUUUAAUACUGAGUAAUCGCGAUCUGGAAAAUCUGUCGAUGAAAAGUUUGGAUGCGCUUUUGCUGGAGCGUUUUUUGCGUUUCGUUGAUAGUCGACAGUUACAGGUAAAUUUGCCGCGUCUACUUAAUUUCGGUCAGCGUAAUGGACAGGACGUCAUUGGCGCGGUAAUGGCUUACUUUCAAAAAUUUGCUUUGGGUGAGGUGGAUGCUGACCAUGCUGUGGAGGAGGGACGUAAAAAGAAGGGUGACGAUAAGAAGUACUUAGGUCCAUUUAUAGCGGCUGUUAUGCUAAAAACGGCCAUAUUGAAGAUGGCCUAUCACUCCAUUGCAAUCAUCGCGGGUAAGGCACUGAUCGUGGGCAAAAUUGCGCUCAUAAUUAGCGCCAUAAUUGGUCUGAAGAAGUUGGUGUCAUCGGAGGGUGGUGAAAAGACCACUUAUGAAAUUGUCAAACACCCGCAAGUGCAGCACAGUCAAACCUAUUCAUCGAGUCAUGCGGGCGAGUACGAGGCUGGGCAUGAAGGUGGUUCAUACCAUCGCAGCAUCGACGACGAGAUGAUGAUGCAGGAUAAGGCUUACAACGCUUGGGUGCCGUCUCGUGUGCAGUUAUAAGAACGCUAAAAUCUGGCAAUCUGUACAAAAUUACGGUGCGCGGCGUUUGUAAAAAGGCAUCGUUGUCACAGCUCAGCGAUUUUGAGUCAAACUAAAGCUGAUCACCAAAAAGUAGCAAAACAUGUUGAGUAUUGAAAAUGAGUAAUGAAAUUGAAAUGUUAAAUUAAGUAAAUGAAUCAUAUCUAGUAAGGCACGAUGGUGUUAUUUACAUUUUUAUUUAUAUACAUAUAUGUGUUUAUAUCUUUGUUAAACCUAAUGCUUAAUAUAACUAGAUUUGUUGUAUGUGUAUUUUUAGCCAAGUAAGCUCUAGUUUGUAAGCUUAACGGCGUAAUAAAGAAAACAUUCGCUUUCCAUA